AUGUCUUCACAACCACAAACUUCCACAACAACAAUUGCAGCAAAACAAAAAGACAAUACUGUUGUUAGCCCUUCUUUAAGUACCACUUCUAAUACGAGUAGUAGGUCUCAAAACAGACACGAAAAACAAAGUGCAAAUGAUAAUGAUACUAACAACGAAAACUUAAUCCAAAAAAUAACUACUAGUGGUGACAACAAUGAAUAUAUUAUGAUUGGUAGACAAAAGUUUUUAAAGGAUGAAUUGUAUCAAGCUUUUGGUGGUACUUUGAACCCAGGGUUAGCUCCGGAAUCUACGCACAAAUUUGCGAAUCCGGUACCCUUAGGCUUGAGCGCAUUUGCAUUAACUACAUUUGUAUUAAGUAUGUAUAAUGCAAGAGCUAUGGGUAUCACUGUACCAAAUGUUGUCGUUGGUGUAGCUAUUUUUUAUGGCGGCGUUGCUGAAGUUAUCUCUGGUAUUUGGUUAAUGGCUAUUGAAAACACGUUUGGUGCCACUGCUUUGACGUCAUACGGCGCAUUUUGGAUGAGCUAUUCUGCAUUGUAUAUUCCAUGGUUUGGAGUUAUAGAUGCCUAUGAGGGACAUGAUGAGGAAUUUAGAAAUGGUGUUGGGUUUUUCCUAUUAGGUUGGGCUAUUUUCACAUAUGGAUUAACUAUAUGCACUUUGAAGUCAACAGUUGCGUUUUUUGGGUUAUUUUUCUUUUUAGCUUUAACAUUUUUAUUAUUGAGCAUUGGUAACUUUGCCAAUAGUGUUGGAUGUAUUAGGGCAGGUGGUGUCAUUGGUGUCAUAGCUUCCAUGUUUGGAUGGUACAAUGCUUAUGCGGGUGUUGCAAAUAAAGAAAAUUCUUAUUUAAUUGCCAACGCUGUCCAGUUACCAACUAAUGAAAGGUUAUUAUUUGAACGCAGUUCUUGA
This is a messenger RNA of Saccharomycodes ludwigii, 906 nucleotides long. RefSeq names its product acetate uptake transporter family protein. Lineage: Eukaryota; Fungi; Ascomycota; Saccharomycetes; Saccharomycodales; Saccharomycodaceae. Gene Ontology annotation, cellular component: plasma membrane. Bases 1 to 906 code for a protein of 301 amino acids. The record is from RefSeq and is a predicted model, not a curated record. The transcript has a single exon. Gene Ontology annotation, molecular function: acetate transmembrane transporter activity.